Messenger RNA from Eutrema salsugineum, 2259 nucleotides. RefSeq lists its product as uncharacterized. The transcript has 2 exons. The record is from RefSeq and is a predicted model, not a curated record. Gene Ontology annotation, molecular function: zinc ion binding. The coding region runs from base 1 to 2259 and encodes 752 amino acids. Lineage: Eukaryota; Viridiplantae; Streptophyta; Magnoliopsida; Brassicales; Brassicaceae.
AUGGAGGAGUUAACCUAUUCGGUGCUUGUAGAUGGUAUAUGCAAGAAGAUUGGGUUGAAUGACAGUAUGAGGAAUCUGAAAUUGAGCUAUAUUCCGUUGGUAGCUAAGCCUUUUAGAGAGUCAUGUAUUGUUGAUGAUGGUGAUGUUUAUGUGUAUCUUACGACAGUGGAUAAAGAGGGACUUAGAGCCAUUUUGAAUGUGGAGCUAAUGGAAGAUAUAGAGAGUGAAGAGCUUCCCAGAACAGAAGACGCCCCUGAUAUUGAGGGACAACAGGGACAACAAAGAGACCAGUUGAUUGUUUACAACCCGGAAGAAGCAGAGGAACAACAGGGACAACCGAAGAGGAUGGAGAAUGUUGAUUUACGGGUAAGCUGUGAAAUUGAGGGACAACAGGGACAAACUGAGAGGAUGGAGAAUGUUGAUUUACGGGUAAGCUGUGAAAUUGCGUUACCAGAGGAGAAUGCGGAGUGUGGCAUGCAUGAAGAUGUAGAUGAACAUGAUCAUGUUGAGCCUCUACGGCCUGUGGAACAAACUCGGUUUGUUCUAGAAUGGGAGGAUGGAGCUGGGUUUGAAAAAGGUCAAGAAUUUCGAUCCAAGGAGGCUUUGCGAGUUUUGGUCGACAGAGCUUCACAUAAGGGCUGUUUUGAGGUAAAAACGGUAAAGUCAGAUACAGGGCGACUCAUACUAAGAUGCCGGCAAGCUGAACUUGGUUGUACAUGGUAUCUACACGCCGUACGAAUUGUGGAUUCAACUUAUUUCAGUAUUAGGGUGUAUAGGAAUAUCCAUACCUGCUCUCGGGUUGUUUCGAGCACAAUUCGGAAUAAAAGGAAAGGCACACCACAAGUAGUAGCAGAAGUUUUGCGUGGGUGCUAUCCAGGAGAAGUAGACACCCCUGCGCCCAAAGCUUUGAUUAAAGUUGUUCAAAAUGAAGCUCACGUGAAUGUGUCAUACUCUACAGCCUUGAGAGGGAAAAAACUAGCUAUUAGUGAAGUGAGGGGCAGUCCAGAAGAAAGCUAUCAAAAGUUGUAUUGUUAUCUUUACAUGUUACAGCUUGUUAAUCCUGGGACAAUAACCAGUGUGAAACUGGAUGCCAAAAAUAAGUUUAAGUAUCUCUUUGUCGCUUUGGGCGCUAGUAUUGAAGGCUUUAGAGCAAUGAGGAAAGUCAUAGUUGUGGAUGCGACCUUUCUUAAGAGUGUGUACGGUGGUAUGCUAGUAUUUGCCACAGCGCAGGAUCCUAAUCAUCACUAUCCAAUUGCAAUGGGUGUUAUUGAUAGUGAGAAAGAUGCUAGUUGGAAGUGGUUUUUUGAAACACUCAAAACUGUUAUACCUGAUGAUAAGGAACUGGUUUUUAUGAGUGACAGACAUAAGAGCAUCAUUGGAGCAGUGAAGGAGGUGUACCCUCAGUCUCAGCAUGGAUAUUGCAUUUGGCAUUUGUCGCAAAACGUGAGAGGAAAAGCUGGGAUUGGCUGCAAAGAUUUGUGUGCAGUAAAAUUCAGAGAAUGCGCUCACAAAUACACUGAAAGAGACAAGUACAACUUGGACACAAACAAUGUGUGUGAGUCUAUGAAUAGUGUCUUCAAGAAGGCAAGGAAGUAUGCCUUAUUACUGUUGAUUGAUGCAUAUGUUGAAAAAAUCUCUGAAUGGUUCAACAAGCAUAGGAAAGACACUGCAUAUGCAUCAGAUUCGAAGACAUUGGUGCCCUAUGUUGAGAACCAGUUGCAUAGUCUAUGUGCAAUUGGUACAAGAUUAUUUGUCACUGAGCUUAACGCUACUCAUCUGGAAUACAGUGUGAUUGGAGAUGAUGGGAAGAGUUAUCUGGUCGAUUUGUUAAGUAAAUGUUGUAGCUGUAGGCGUUUUGAUAUAGACAAAAUUCCCUGUGUUCAUGCAAUAGCCGCUGACAUUGCAAUGAUGCGUUCGGCUGAGAGAAGAAGGGAAAUCCACUUACAUGAGUUGUGCUCAAAAUAUUACCACAUUGAUACUUGGCCCCUGGCUUAUUACAGGACUAUUUAUAUGGUGCCACAUCAGUCUACAUGGAUUAUCCCUGAUGAAAUCCAGAAGUUAGUCGUUUUACCACCGGACUACACUAAGAAACAUGGAAGAAAGCAAGAUAAGCGCUAUCCCUCUACCGGAGAAGCUCGCCGUAAAGGAUGUAACAAGUCAAAACCGGGAAUACAUCUCGGACGUUGGUUUGAGCCAUUAAACCCUCGCGAAAAUCAAAGUGGGAACCAAAGUGGAAAUGAAAGUGGAAACCCAAUUUAG